ACAGAGAAAGAAAACCAAAACCAAAGCUAGUUCGAGUCCAAGAUGGAAGGCAAGGAAGAAGACGUUAGAGUUGGAGCUAAUAAGUUCCCAGAGAGACAACCAAUAGGAACUUCGGCUCAGAGCGACAAGGACUACAACGAGCCACCACCUGCGCCACUUUUCGAGCCUGGUGAGCUUUCUUAAUGGUCCUUCUGGCGAGCUGGUAUAGCUGAGUUUAUAGCUACUUUCCUCUUCCUCUACAUCACUGUCUUGACCGUCAUGGGAGUGAAAAGGUCACCAAACAUGUGUGCUUCCGUCGGAAUCCAAGGUAUCGCCUGGGCUUUUGGUGGAAUGAUCUUUGCCCUUGUCUACUGCACCGCCGGUAUCUCCGGUGGACACAUCAACCCGGCGGUCACUUUUGGUCUGUUCUUAGCCCGGAAGUUGUCGCUCACCAGAGCUUUGUACUACAUAGUGAUGCAGUGCUUGGGAGCCAUAUGUGGAGCUGGUGUGGUUAAAGGGUUCCAGCCUAAGCAAUACCAGGCUCUAGGAGGAGGAUCCAACACUGUGGCUCCAGGAUACACUAAAGGAAGUGGUCUUGGAGCUGAGAUCAUCGGCACAUUCGUCCUUGUGUACACUGUUUUCUCAGCGACUGACGCCAAGAGAAAUGCCCGUGACUCUCAUGUUCCCAUUCUUGCACCACUCCCAAUAGGUUUUGCAGUUUUCUUGGUUCACUUAGCAACCAUCCCAAUCACUGGCACAGGCAUCAACCCAGCAAGAAGUCUUGGAGCUGCAAUCAUCUACAACAAAGAUCAUUCCUGGGACGACCACUGGGUGUUUUGGGUUGGACCAUUCAUUGGUGCUGCAUUUGCUGCUCUUUACCAUGUGAUUGUCAUUAGAGCCUUCCCCUUCAAGUCCAGAAGCUAAGUUAAAACAAGACAUCAAGUCCUCUGGUGUUUCGUCUUGUGUUCUUAAUUAGUUGCUCUUUUGUUAUUACAUAUGUGUGAGAUGCGUGUAUGUAACGUAUGUGCCCUCUUCCUUCCUUAAUGCAAUCUUUUGUAACUUGUAAACAAGGCAGAGUUUCUCAAAUGCUCAACAUAAAUGAUAAAUCUUUCGUGUCUAAAUAACAACCACAAACGGGAUUUUGGUUUGAAAAUUAUGAAAUUUUUAUUUACUAUACUCAAAAAGAUUUAAUCUGGAUUUUGUACAGAGAUAAUACUAUUUGGAUAGCCUGUUCGAUUUAAAAAUACAUCAACUAACAUUUUUUUUGUUUUUCGGAUCAAAAUUUUACUUCUUCGAUUUCAUAUUAAGUUUCAUUUUAGUUUUUAAAAUUUAUUUAUAUCAUUUUAAUGCACAUAUUAAUUUCUUAAAAAAAAUUAUCGUUAUUUUAAAAUUUAUUAAUUAAAAUAUCAAAGAAAUUAAAUAAUGAUUAACAAAAAAAAUACUGUUAAGAUUUGAGAGAAGAUUUGUGAGAAUUUGUGAGAAUGUGUUGUGUAUUUCUUAUUGCUUGCACUAGUGGUUCAUAUAAUGUGGAGUCAAAGUGAGAAUUGAUUACAAAGAUACUCUACAUAAUGACAUGGUCAAACUCAUAAAGACUAAGGUUGAAUGGGUCUUCCAUGUGGCUGGAUGUAAACCCCCAAUGGACUCUAGUCUUGAACUUGUAUGGUCUAGGUUAUGGACCAUCCACUUCAUGAUUCAUAACACUCCCCCCUUGGAUGCCAUAAUCAUAUAGGGUUUGUAACAUGCUAAUGUUGCCUCAUUAAAACCUCUCCUGCAAAACCCAAAACCUAGUGUGGUAAAAAGGGAAACCAGAGAAAGGAAAAAGAGUACAACACACAUUACUCCCCCUGAUUUGGACAUCACUGAAGGUCUUUGAGUCUACGCGUGCCAAUCUUGUUGUGUGAACUUGCUGAAUGUGCAAGAGGGCAAUGAUUUGGUGAAGAGGUCGGUUGAGUUUUCACUAGACCGGAUCUGAAGGACGUUGACCUCUCCAGCUUUCUGCAACUCAUGGGUAAAGAAGAACUUGUGUAGAAUAUGUUUGGUUCAGUCACCUUUGAUAUACCCGUCUUUGAGUUGAGUAAUGCAAGCUGCAUUAUCUUCAUAUAUGAUGGUCGGACCCAUUGGGUCGCAUAUGGACGCAUAAUGUGGUCCUAUACCUUUUGUUCAAAGAUGAACUUCGAUCUUAUAGCUUAUCUUUAUGAUACCUUAUUCAUUCAUACCACAGCUUGGUUGGUUCACGCUGAGAAUUCGACCAACCAUAAGUAUUACCAAAAUUUGGCUAAUUUGUGGUGAUGGUCUAUAACCUUUUCUAAGGUUUAAUGAAUAACCAUUUAACCUAUCUUAGGCUGGUUAGUAUAAAACACAAGGAAUUUAAAAUUCCUCUAUGGACUGAUUUGAAUUGUUCUUAUAGAACUCUUCACUUGCUUACAUGUACUAAUUUAAUUCAGUCCAUGAACAACUUUAGGAAAAUGUUGUUCAAGAGAACUUCUUUUCUCAUCUUUUGGUAAACCUUUUGGUACCAAUAAUAUUAUCAUCAUCAUCCAGUGAGUCAUAUAUAGCAUAUUACAUCUUUUGAAUUUCUUCCAGACAUCAUAUGUAGUGAAAUAUAUAGUAGUAUCCACCACAUUGGAUUAUAUAGACCUUUCCCGGUCUGUCUCACGAUUGAUCCUUCUUUCAGGAUUUAUAUAUUCACUGGGCAUCAUAUGGCGUUUACAUAUUCAUGGCCAAUACAAUACGCCUUUUAUAUAUCACUUUAAACCCCACGUUUCUUUCAUUAUUCAUUAUGAGUACUCUUGUGUGGGUUUAUGAUCCUCGAUACAUAUCUUUGUAUUCAUGUGCUACAUACUCGCGCAUUUUCUAUGAAUGUAUGUGUCGACACACUUAUAUAUAUAUAUAUAUAUAGUUCCUUUUAGUUCCAGACAUGGUAUAAAUCAAUUUGAGAUUUCAUUAUCUAGGACCUUAAUAACCUUAUAACUUGGCGUCCCAAGCUAUAUGGUAUGGUACCUAGUUGUUCAGCUGGCCAGCCUUAUAUCUCAAUGUCUGGAAUGGUUUCCUUUAAUAAAACUCGGAUUUUAUCUCAUGCACCUUUCUUUCUUUCCGAGGUUCCUUAGAAUUUAUGGAACUUUAUUUGGAACAUUUAUUUGGUCUAUCUUAUAUAGACUUUGUAGCAACUUGGUUGUGUCUUUAAGACAUCAAAACCGUGUGGUGCUAAGCUGGGAUGACAUAGUCAUUCUUUCUCUCGGGUCAAUGUGUCUGGUAUUUUAUUUUGCUAUCAUUGUAGCAUAUGGACGUCUAUAAAUUAUUUUCUAGUCCGAGGAUCUUUGCCAAGACAUUGAUGAUUGAUACCAGAUGGUAGAUAUCAUUCUUUAUCAUUCUUUAUACCAGCUUAUUACUUUUCUCCUUUCAUUGUUGGAUAUUCGGAUUCAUAAACCUUAUGUAAUCCUUGUUCCUUGGUCUAUAAUUAGAUCACCCAUUUUGGCUCAAGGUUUCUUUUAAACUUAUGGAGAAAGUAUAUUCAUAAUAUAUAUCCAACAUAUAUUCCUAAUCCUCUUUAUGAGAUUCUAAGAUCACAUGAUCUUAGAUGGCACAUAUAUUUGUGGUGGAUUCUUUCAUAAUAUCUUAAGAUGAUAUAUGUCUGGACUCAUGACCCGUAUCAGUCUGAGGUGGGAAUAUCUAUGAUCACUUAUAUGGCCUGAUAUAAUUACUAUGGCCUGAUGCAGGUUCAUUCUUUUAUAACUCAUGGUGUCCCCAAGCAUAUGGACUUUUAGAAUUUGAACCUUAUAGGUAAUGGUCUUUAUAUCAAAUUCAACCAAUAUGUAAUAUGGUUGUGGACCAUGUUUCACGGAUUUUAGUAUGGUCAUGUAUUAUGGGAUUUGUCCUCACUCCCCCUCAUGAACAUACUCAAAUUCGUGGUGCUUGGGACAAUAAACUCCUUUGUGCAUAGAUAUAUUGCACACACGUGAGAUCUUAUGGGAUAACAUUUGUGCCCUUUUAAAUAUUUGCAUCAUAAUCCGAAUGGCUAAGUAUGGUAAUGCCAUCUAAGUGAUAAAUUUCGUGGGUUAAUCAAACAUGAUUGCCCUGGCUAUUUGCCUAAUAUCAUAUUGAUCACUAGAUCAAUAGAGAAUGUAGUCUCGACCACUUAGGCGAUUUUAAUUUAGGUACUCUUAUUCCUUUUUGUCCAUUGUUGGAAACCAUUUUUUCUUCUUAAUUCAAUGGACCUUAUAGGGUGAAUAUAAUGCCAUUUAGGCAAAGCCUUGGUCGAGCUUCUUUUCUUUUCUUUCAAGGAAUGUCCAGUUGAGUUCAAGAGUAUUUUAUAACUGAGCCUGGAUGGCAGAGCAUGUCGUGCCAUUUGUCAAAGGCUUCUUUGAACUCUUUGGAAAAGUGAGUUGGGGUAUUAAUCCUCAAUCAUAUUUAUCUUGGCACAAUAAAGGCAUAUAGAUAUAGUUUCUUAUCAAACAACAGUUUGAAUAAGAUAAUGAUGAACUCAAAGUAAUUCAUUUUAUUAAUGAAGUCGUGUAUAAA
Molecule: messenger RNA, 4497 nt
Organism: Brassica napus (rape)
Lineage: Eukaryota; Viridiplantae; Streptophyta; Magnoliopsida; Brassicales; Brassicaceae
Product: aquaporin PIP1-1-like
Exons: 4
Coding region: 259-903 (214 amino acids)
Biological process (GO): response to water deprivation; transmembrane transport
Cellular component (GO): plasmodesma; plasma membrane; vacuole
Molecular function (GO): water channel activity
Source: RefSeq, a predicted model, not a curated record